This is a messenger RNA of Nannospalax galili (Upper Galilee mountains blind mole rat), 861 nucleotides long. RefSeq names its product signal peptidase complex subunit 1 (gene Spcs1). The record is from RefSeq and is a predicted model, not a curated record. Gene Ontology annotation, cellular component: signal peptidase complex; endoplasmic reticulum membrane. The coding region runs from base 141 to 449 and encodes 102 amino acids. The transcript has 4 exons. Gene Ontology annotation, biological process: protein targeting to ER. Lineage: Eukaryota; Metazoa; Chordata; Mammalia; Rodentia; Spalacidae.
CGCGCACAUCCGGUUCCGGGGCCGUGGCAGACGCUCUGAGGGGCUGUACGGGUCGGUCAGGCUGCUCUCCUUGUCGCCCUCAGGCCGCUGCGCUCCCUAAGUUCCGGUCCUCGCCCUGCUACGGUUCUCCUCUGCCCAUCAUGCUGGAGCAUUUAAGUUCUCUGCCCACGCAGAUGGAUUACAAGGGUCAGAAGCUAGCUGAACAGAUGUUUCAGGGAAUUAUUCUGUUCUCUGCGAUCGUUGGAUUUAUCUACGGAUACGUGGCUGAACAGUUUGGGUGGACUGUCUAUAUAGUUAUGGCCGGAUUUGCUUUCUCCUGUUUGCUGACGCUUCCUCCGUGGCCAAUAUAUCGCCGACAUCCCCUGAAGUGGUUACCUGUUCAAGACUCAAGCACAGAAGACAAGAAAUCAGGGGAGAGAAAAAUUAAGAGGCAUGCUAAAAAUAAUUGAUUGGGGCUUUCAUGAUUCAGCACCUGCUCUAUGAGCUAAGUUGUUUUCAUAACCAAAACAUGAGCUAAAACCACCCAUGUUCUUACAGUACCACUGUGUAGAGAUAUAGUUGUCUUUGUCUCACUUCUAAUUCAAUUUUAAUUUAUGGAUAUCUUAUACCAUCUCUUCAUAAUCUUGUUAUGGAGAACAGAAAAUAUGAGUAGGCAAACAGCAUAAUGAAUAAACACCUCAUAACUGGCAGUACAUUUUUUUUUCUUUUCAGUAUAUUUUUGUAAUCGUCUCACUCUGUAGCCUUGACUAUCCCCAAACUUGCCAUUCUGUCUCUGCCUCCCAAAGUACUGAGAUUACAGGCAUAUGCUGCCAAACCUGGCUGAUAAUCUAAUCUGUCAAAGUUAAAUCAUGAAUCCCUAAA